Messenger RNA from Lodderomyces jiufengensis, 3942 nucleotides. Its product is annotated as tricalbin. Gene Ontology annotation, molecular function: lipid binding. Lineage: Eukaryota; Fungi; Ascomycota; Pichiomycetes; Serinales; Debaryomycetaceae. The record is from RefSeq and is a predicted model, not a curated record. Bases 1 to 3942 code for a protein of 1313 amino acids. The transcript has 2 exons.
AUGGCUGAUGCUGGUGUUGCUCCUGAUGCAGGAGGUGCUUCAAAUCCAAAUGACCUUUUAUCACCACCAAAACAAGUUGAAAUUGAUCAAGCUCCAUCACCUGAAGAAGCUUUAGAACCAAAUAAAAUAAAAGAAUUAAAACAAAAUGGUAUAAAAGAUCAAGAAUCAAAUAAAUCAAAAACUAGUAUUGCAAAUGGAAAUACUAGUAAUAAAAGUUUUAAUAGUGACAAUCAUAGUAGCAAUAAUAAGGAUUUACCACAUCCAUCAGUAGAAGAUGGAUUUCAUAAUAAUGUUAAUGCACGUCAAUCUGAUUUUAAACAACCAAAUGCUGAUUAUUUGAAUAGACCAUUAGUACCAUCAGCUUCAACUCGUUCAAAUGAAAAUAGAUCUUUACAACCUAAAAAGACAACAGAUACUGAAAAAUCACAACAAUCAGAAGAUUUUGAAGCAAAUCGAAUGUCAUCAGUUUUUGGUAAACAGGAUAGUGCAGGAUUAAAACCAAGUCCUGAUUAUGAUAUGUCUGAUGUUAAAAGUAAGCCUCCACCAAGACAGCCAGUUGAUCCAACUUUUAGAGGUUGGAAAGAAGUUGGUGGAUAUGAAGCUGACGAUGCUUUAACCGCAGCUGAUGAAUCAAUUGAUCUAUUAUCAAAAGGGUCUAUAUUCGAUCAGUAUUUACCGGCUGUUAUGUAUGGAGAUUGGUAUCAUAAUACAGCAUUUUUAAUUCUUGGUGGAUUAUUAUCAUGGAUAAUUGGAUGGUUUAGAUUUUCAGUUGCUCCAUUAUUCUUUGUAAUGGUAAUAUUUGGAUUAUUAUAUCGUGCUUCAGUUAAAAAAUAUAGAGGUGUAUUAAGAGAACAUGCACAAAGAGAAUUCUCAGUUAAAAGAAUUGAAGAUGAUUAUGAAACAAUGGAUUGGUGUAAUUAUUUUUUAGAAAAAUUUUGGUAUUUUUUAGAACCUUCAAUUUCUCAAAUUGUUUGUGAUCAAGCAAAUCCAAUUUUAGCAGGUUUACCAAUUCCAGCUUUUGUACAAUCUGUAUGGUUGGAUACUUUUACAUUAGGAACUAAACCUCCAAGAAUUGAUCAAGUUAAAACAUUAAUUGGUACUGCAGAUGAUGUUGUUGUAAUGGAUUGGGGAUUUUCAUUUACUCCAAAUGCUAAUGUUGAUGCUAACAAUAAACAAUUAAAAAACAAUGUUAAUGAAAAUAUUGUAGUUAAGGCAACAAUUUUUGGAAUUACUUUACCAAUCACUAUUGCGGAUGUUUCUUUUAAAGGUUUAGCUAGAAUUAGAUUAAGAUUAAUGACAUCAUUUCCUCAUAUUGAAACUGUAAAUGUUUCAAUGCUUGAACCACCAAAAUAUGAUUUUAAUACUAAAAUUUUAGGAGAAAGUUCAUGGUGGUGGGAAGUUUUAGCUUUUCCAGGUUUAUAUCCAUUAAUUAAUGAAAUGGUUAAAAAAUAUGUUGGUCCAAUAUUAUUUAAUCCAAUGUCUUUCCAAUUAAAUGUUCAACAAUUAUUAUUAGGUAACGGUUUGGAUUCAGCUAUUGGUGUAUUAGCAAUUACUGCUGGUUCAGCAAGAGGUUUGAAAGGUUUUAAAACUUUAGGUAAUACAUUAGAUCCAUAUUUAACUUUUGGUUUCAGAAAUAAAGUAUUAGCUAGAACUAAAACAAUUAGUGAUACAGAUGCACCAAAAUGGAAUGAAACUGUAUAUAUUCCAGUUGCAUCAUUAUCAGAACCAUUGACUAUCACUGUUAUUGAUUACAAUGAAUUUAGAAAAGAUAGACAAGUUGGUGCAGUUCAAUUUGAUUUAGAAGCUUUAAUUGAUAAACCAGAACAACCAAAUCUUACAGCUGCAUUUUUAAGAAACAAUAAACCAGUUGGUGAACUUAGAUUUGGUGUUAAAUAUAUGAAAGCUUUAGAACCAGAAAAACAAGCUGAUGGCGCUUUCCAACCUCCACCAGAUUUAAAUACUGGUAUUGCUAGAAUUGAAAUAGCCGAAGCAAGACAUUUGAAAGGUGGUGAUAAAGGUGCAUCAAGUAGUGCUGAAUUAAUUUUCAAUAACAAAACAGUUAUUGAAACUCCAGUUCAAAAAAAUACAAAUAAUCCAGGUUGGGGUGCUUCAACUGAACAAAUUGUUUUCAAUUGUGCUAAAUCAAGAGUUAAAGUUCUUAUAAAAGAUCAAAAUGGAAAAACAAUUGAUAAAAUCAAUACUACAUUACCCGAAUUAAUUGAUUCCACUUUAGUUGAACAAACUUGGUUCCCAUUAAGUAAAGGUGGUGAAGUUAGAAUAGUUACUAGUUGGAAACCUGUACAAUUAGAAGGUGCAAGUGGUGCUGGUGGUUACACUAAUCCUAUUGGUGUUAUUAGACUUGAUCUUGAACAUGCUGAAGAUUUACGUAAUUUAGAAACUAUUGGUAAGGUUGAUCCAUAUGCAAGAAUAUUAUUAAAUGGGUUCGAGAAAACAAGAACUUGUGCAGUUGAUUCUUCAUUAGAUCCAACUUGGAAUGAAGUCCAUUACGUUAGUGUUUCAUCUCCAAAUCAAAAAUUAACAAUUGAAGUAAUGGAUGUUGAAUCACAUUCUGCUGAUCGUACAUUAGGUUCAUUUGAUGUCAAAUUAAAUGAAUUUAUUCAAAAGGAUGAAAGAGGUCAAUAUAUUGAACAUGUUGAUAAAAAACAAAGAACAAAUAAAUUGGUGUCUAAAAAGGGACCGAAAGGUUCAGUCACUUAUACUUUAUCAUUUUAUCCAUGUUUACCAGUUAUGACAUUACAAGAUUAUAAAGAUGAAGAAGAAGAUAAACAAAAUGCUCAAAAGGAGAAACAAAAAUUAGAAGAUCUUAAAAAGGAUAGUAAACCUCCAGCAGGUAUGGAAAGUUCACAACAAUUAAAAGAAGAAGAAAGUAAAGACAAAGAGAAAAUAGAAAGUGAUGAUGAUGAUGAUGAAGGUUAUAGUCAUAAAUUAAAAUUAUCAUUAGAUCAAUUAAUUGAAUAUAAGAGUGGUAUAUUAGUUUUUGAAAUUAUAAAGGGAACCAUUUCCAAAAAUGAUACUUAUUUACAAGUAUAUUCAGGCAAUCAAGGAUAUCCAGAUUUUGUUACAACUAAAUUAACUAAAAGAGAUGGUAAGAUUCAAAUAACAGGUGAUUCAACAAUAACUGAAUUAGAAUGGUCUAAAACAGUUUUUAGAUUAGUUAAAAAUAAAGAUGAUAAUAGAGUUGAUAAAUGUGUUGCGGAAUUAACAAUUCCUACAUUACAAUUAUUACAAAACGGCUAUAAUAAACCAAUGACUAUAGAUUUAGAAGGUUCAGGUUCUGCAACUUUUCAAGUUAGGUUUUCAUGGAUUCCAUUAAUCUAUAAAUCAGGUAUACCACCACAAGAUUCUGCUGAUAAUUCAGGUAUUUUAUCUGUGGAUUUACAAAAUGCAAAAGGUUUACCAUCAGCAGAUAGGAAUGGGUUCUCAGAUCCAUUUAUGAAAAUUUACUUAAACACAGAAAAGGAUUCUUUCUUUAAAAGUAAAACAGUUAAGAAAACACUUGAUCCAAAAUGGAAUCAAUCAUCACAAGUUGAAGUUGCUAAUUUAUAUGAUUCAGUAUUAAAAUUUGUAUGUUAUGAUUGGGAUAUGGCAGAUGCAAAUGAUUUAUUAGGUAUUGGAUUUGUUGAGUUAAGUAAAUACGAUAUGAAAGAAGGACCAGUUGAAGUUGAAAUUCCAUUAGAAAGUGAAGAAGGUGACCCAGCUGGUUUUGCAUACGCUACUAUAUCAUUCAAACCAGAAUUCAUCUUGAAUGUGAAAGCUAAAAGUUCAUCGACUGUAGGUAAUGUUGGACAAGUAGGAGUUUCUGGUAUUAAGGGAGUAGCUGGUGUUGGUAAAGGUCUUGGUGGUUUAGGAUUUAAAGGUGCUAAUAAAGGAGUUAAAGCAGGUGCUGACGCUGCUAAAAGUGUUGUUAAGAAGAUUUUUUAA